Oncorhynchus gorbuscha (pink salmon) is the source of this 2187-nucleotide messenger RNA. Its product is annotated as B-cell receptor CD22-like. The coding region runs from base 49 to 2187 and encodes 712 amino acids. The transcript has 9 exons. The record is from RefSeq and is a predicted model, not a curated record. NCBI's taxonomy places the organism in Eukaryota, Metazoa, Chordata, Actinopteri, Salmoniformes, Salmonidae.
GUGAGUUGUUGUUUAUGUUUCUAAGACUGCAGGGUGGGAGAUGCAACAAUGUCCUUGAGAACAGCAGGAAGUGUGUUGGUGGUCUUUCUCUGGUCUGUAGCAGUGGUACUGGGUCAGGAUGGCUGGAGUGUUACAUACACCACUCAGAGUAUCUGUACCUUGAAGGGGUCAACAGUAGAGCUGUCCUCCUCUUACACAUAUCCCAGUGUUUAUACAGUCACAACAACCUUCUGGUUCACUAAAUAUGAUGCUGAGGAGAAUUAUGUUAGUCUGAAGGAUGACCCAGACUACAAAGGACGUGUGACGUACCGUGAGGAUAAAGAGAAUGGUCACAUCCUGACAAUCACAGACCUGAGAGAGAGUGACUCAGCUACGUACAUGUUCAGAUUUACAGAUCAGACUGGGAAGUGGAGAUAUACUGGCAAACCUGGAGUCACUCUGUCUGUUACAGGUCUUCAGGUGAAGGUGACUGGUGGACAUCAGGAUAAGACACUGACCUGUAUCACCACCUGUACUCUGACUGACAACCCCACCUACAUCUGGUACAAGAACGGACAACAUCUAGAUGAGAGCACCUCCCCCCAGUACAAAGACCCAGUCUCCAGUAACUAUGAAGACAGCUACUCCUGUGCUGUAAAAGGCCAUGAGGAUCUCCUCUCUCCUGCAGUGUGUGUCCAGGGUCAGGACUGCAACAGAGUGACUUACACCAAGAGGACAAUCUGUGCCUUGAAGGGGUCAUCAGUGGACAUAUCCUGUACUUAUUUCAUUCUUUAUAACAUCACAUCAUCACUCUGGUUUAGUCCUAAACAGAGAUCUAGGUGGAGGGAUGAGUUGAUCCCUGAGGACCUAACCACAGACCCAGGGUAUGCAGGUCGUGUGGAGUAUGUUGGAGAGAAGGAGAGAGGUCACUCCACCCUGAGAAUCACAGAUCUGAGAGAAGAGGACUCUGCUGAGUACAAGUUCAUAUUCAACACACAGACAUCAAGAUGGGGACACAGUUUCCCUGGAACAACUCUGACUGUCACAGACCUGCAGGUGAAGGUGACUCCUGCCACAGAGGCAGGGAAGAGGACACUGACCUGUAGCACCACCUGUACUCUGACUGACAACCCCACCUACAUCUGGUACAAGAACGGACACAAAGUAAAGGAGGACACCUCCAGCCUGUACUCAGACUCCUUUAGUGAUGCAGACAGUUACUCCUGUGCUGUAAAAGGCCACGAGGAUCUCCUCUCUCCUGCAGUGUGUCAGAAGUGUUGGAGUGUGACUUACACCCAUCAGAGUAUCUGUGCCUUGAAGGGGUCAACAGUGGACAUAUCCUGCUCUUACACAUAUCCCAGUUACCAUGAGAUCAAACAAGCUUUCUGGUUUACUAAAUGGUCUGGUAUGGAGGCUGAAGAUCUGAGCUCAGCACCAGGGUAUGAGGGUCAUAUAGAGUACCUUGGGGAUAAGAAGAGUGACUGUACCCUGAGAAUCACAGACCUGAGAUUGAGUGACUCUGCUGGGUACAGAUUCAGAUUGAUAACAUCCGGAGAUCAGUUUUCUGGCUCACCUGUCUCCCUGACUGUCACAGAUGUUGUGUUGGAGAUGGAUCCUACAUCUGUGUCAGAGAGGGAGAAUGUGACACUGACAUGUAGAACCAAAUGUACACUGGACCCCAUCACAGUCUACAGUUGGUUUAAAAAUGGACAGUCUAUACCAAACAGCAACACCUCCUCUCCUGUCUACAUCCUAUUCUCAGUCAGCAGUGAGGAUACAGGCAGAUACUCCUGUUCUGUAGAAGGACAUGAGGAUCUCCCCUCUGCUGAAGAGACUCUCACUGUCACAUAUGGUCCAAGGAACACCUCAGUGUCAGUCAGUCCCUCUGGUGAAAUAGUGGAGGGCAGUUCAGUGACUCUGACCUGCAGCAGUGAUGCCAACCCACCUGUGGACAAAUACACCUGGUACAAGAAGAACGUAACCUCACCAAAAGCAUCAGGACAGAGUUACAGCAUCACUAACAUCAUCUCUGAGGACAGAGGAGAAUAUUACUGUGAGGCCCAGAAUGGAAGAGGAUCUAUGAACUCUACAGCUCUGAUGAUCAUUGUAGCAGGGAAACAGACCUCAGUUCUGACUGCAGCUGUAGGAAUCAUAGUGGUUGUUCUGGUUCUCAUCCUCUGUCUCUCUGGACUCAUGUGGUUCAGGUGA